AUGGUUGCUGUUGUCGACUGGGUUCGCCUAGCUGGAGCGAGUCAGGGGAAAUUGAAAGUCUUGCAGGGUGCCUUAGUAGAUAUGAGAGAGGAGGACCGAUCAGAGCAACUUGAGGACCAAGUGAGUUCUCUCACUCAAGAGAAGGAUGUGCUAGUGAGUAGACUGGCAAGGUACCAACGUCAAUUAGCUCGAGCCAAUGUUGAAGGUGUCGUUGCUCAAGGUAAUUUUCAAUGGGUGUUGCAGAAGGGGGUGGUUCGUAUGAUUGACAGGGUCAUCAAGAGCACUGAGUUCGCCAAAGGGGUCCACAAUGUUCGUGAGGAUUGUGAAGUCGUUGGGUUUUAA
Molecule: messenger RNA, 342 nt
Organism: Lactuca saligna
Lineage: Eukaryota; Viridiplantae; Streptophyta; Magnoliopsida; Asterales; Asteraceae
Source: the annotation of a GenBank genome assembly